Molecule: messenger RNA, 324 nt
Organism: Trypanosoma conorhini
Lineage: Eukaryota; Euglenozoa; Kinetoplastea; Trypanosomatida; Trypanosomatidae
Exons: 1
Coding region: 1-324 (107 amino acids)
Source: RefSeq, a predicted model, not a curated record
AUGAGGGGCACUGGUAAAGUCUGCUAUCGGUGGAUGAGGAGGGGAACUUACUUGUUCUUCAGCUGGCGCCGUCGCAAUGGCAGCGCCUCCUCUCACCCCGGCAGCAAAAGGAACCGAAGAAGCAGCAGCGGGCGCCGCCGAAUUCAACGCCCAGAAGCGUCCACCUUGGGCUUCAGUGUGAUGUCGAAGAGGGGAACCGCGCUGGGGUGCCUGUUGGUCUGCGCAUCCUCCGAGUCGGAGUCGCUGUCGGCGAUGCGCAAAUGGGCAAAGCGGCUCCUCGACAUUCUUCGCCGGGUCGCAAUGCAGCGCCAAACCCUCCUCUAA